UGCUCAGACAACGCAGUGAACGAAGGACACCAAUGUGUAAACUGGCCAUUGUUACAUGGUGCCAGAGUCAUUUAAGUUCAAGGUGGUCACAGACCAGGGGCACAGUCACCACUAGGAGUUGGCAGCAGGCAACAGGGAUAUGCAGCACUGGGGGCAGAAGUAAAUACCGUUUGUGAAGCAGGAGAGGAGUCGAGAACGAGCAGUCAUGACUCCAGAAAAGUAUGGAAGAGAGAAGAUGCCACAAUGGGAUGUAGGAGGAUAGGCCCUGGAAGCAAUCAAAUGAAAAAAGGAGAGAGAAGGAGAGAGAGAGAGAGAGAGAGAGAGAGAGAGAGAGAGAGAGAGAGAGAGAGAGAGAGAGAGAAAGAAGUGACGGGGCCCAGAGGGUGACUACUUUUUUUAAAAGAAAGAUUCCACUGGCCUCACUGAUCAGAUCUUCAGGCCAGCCAUCCUCAUUGCAAUGUAGAGCACCAGGGAGGAUCAGGUAUUUCCAGGGGGGCAGAUGGAGUCAGAGUCAACAGCGUCUCAUCAUGGCAGCAGGAGUAACAUGUAGUUCGACACAGAUGUCCCACAUACGAGCUUGAUCCUUUUAGACUACUUCAAGCAACCUGUCUGACUUUUGUACUGUAACCAACAUGGAGGCACAGAAACGAGGAAUUCCAACUUCAAUUCCUGAGAAUGAAGAGCUCAUAGAGGUGCAGAUGAAUGGGGUCAGGCAAAAUGGUGGAGAAGCUGAAGUGCCUCUCUCCAAAUCUCAGAGAAGACGUAGUGAUGUGAAAGUCUAUAAAGAGUUUUGCGACUUCUACGCACGCUUUAACAUGGCAAACGCCCUUGCUAAUGCUAUUUGUGAACUUUGCAAAGCUGGCUUCACUCCUGCUGAGAAAAUCGUAAACAGUAAUGGGGAGCUGUACCAUGAGCAGUGCUUCGUGUGUGCACAGUGUUUCCAGCAAUUUUCAGAGGGGUUAUAUUAUGAGUUUGAUGACCGAAAAUACUGUGAGCACGAUUUCCACAUGCUAUUCGCUCCUUGUUGUAAACAGUGUGGGGAGUUCAUCACUGGUCGUGUCAUUAAGGCCAUGAACAACAGUUGGCACCCAGAGUGUUUUUGCUGUGAUAUCUGCCACACUGUGCUUGCUGAUGUUGGUUUUGCAAAGAAUGCAGGCAGACACCUGUGUCGUCCAUGCCAUCUCCGUGAGAGAGCUUGUGGCCUUGGCAAGUAUAUUUGCCAGAAGUGUCACACCAUCAUUGAUGAACAGCCGCUCAUCUUCAGGAAUGACCCAUACCAUCCUGAUCACUUUAACUGCAGCAACUGUGGUAAGGAACUCACUGCUGAUGCCAGGGAGCUAAAGAAUGAGCUGUACUGCUUGCCGUGCCAUGACAAGAUGGGCGUCCCGAUCUGUAGGGCAUGCAGAAGGCCGAUAGAGGGCAGAGUGGUAAAUGCACUGGGCAAGCAAUGGCACGUUGAGCAUUUUGUAUGUGCCAAGUGUGAGAAACCUUUCCUGGGCCAUCAGCAUUAUGAACGUAAAGGCCUGGCUUAUUGCGAGACUCACUUCAAUCUGCUCUUUGGAGAUGUCUGUCACCACUGCAAUCGUGUCAUUGAGGGAGAAGUCAUUUCAGCACUGAAUAAAGCCUGGUGCAUCAACUGCUUUGCCUGUUCCACCUGCAGUUCUAAGCUGACCCUGAAGGACAAGUUUGUGGAGCUUGAUCUGAAGCCUAUAUGCAAACAGUGCUAUGAAAGAAUGCCAACGCAGUUGAAGUACCGUCUAGCUAAGCGUGAACAUGACUCCAAGGACAGAAGAAAGAAGAUUGGUAUCUGUCUGUAAAGUUCUCCAUUUAACUGGCAGUGUGUGAUCCUCAUGUGUAAGUGCAUCAAGAGUGGAUAUUGUUGCUGGAUAUCUCAAGACCUUCAUAUUUUCCCCUCAGUCUAUUUUGUGGACAUGUACUUGUUGAAAUAUAUAUGAAAUUUUCAGUUGUAUGGAUAAGUGUGAGAGUUUUUUUUUAGUGGUUUGCUACAGCCUUAGACAUGUAUGUGUCUUUACCUCAUGCACCAUAAGGAUACAAUUCAAUGCAGUUUUAUGUUAUUAAUGAGGAUUUUUGAGUUCACAACCAAAGAUACUCAUCACUAUGACAUUUAUUGAAUAUAUGCAUACAGUCGAUAUAAAAUGUGUACACACCCUGUGUAAAAAUGACAGGUUUCUGUGAUCAAAAAAAAUUAAACUAAGAAAAAUCAUGUCAGAUAUUUUGUGAUAUAACAAUUAACAACAUUCAAGUGAACAACAAAUAGAAAAGAUUUAGGGGGGAAAGGAGAAAGAAAAAAAACAGACAGUAACCUGGUUGCACAAGUUUAUACAUUUUAACAGGGGUAUGUAUCCACUAUGACAGGUUCCUAAAUUUUGAUCCCCCCAGGGGUCCAGUGAAGCAUAGCUGGUGGCCACAGUUUUUUACAUUUAGUUAAAGUGGAUGAAAUCACAAACCACAAUUUAAAAGUUAUUUUAUUUAUAAUUGAGAUUGUAUCGUUUUUAACCAUUUUGACUGGUUAUUUUUAAAUAAAUGGAUUUUAUCCAAACCUCA
Messenger RNA from Ictalurus punctatus (channel catfish), 2565 nucleotides. It is a transcript of the gene lims2, whose product is annotated as LIM and senescent cell antigen-like domains 2. The coding region runs from base 633 to 1817 and encodes 394 amino acids. Gene Ontology annotation, cellular component: cell-cell junction; focal adhesion; cytoplasm. Gene Ontology annotation, biological process: positive regulation of substrate adhesion-dependent cell spreading; cell-cell junction organization; positive regulation of integrin-mediated signaling pathway. NCBI's taxonomy places the organism in Eukaryota, Metazoa, Chordata, Actinopteri, Siluriformes, Ictaluridae. The record is from RefSeq and is a predicted model, not a curated record. The transcript has 14 exons.